Molecule: messenger RNA, 1794 nt
Organism: Punica granatum (pomegranate)
Lineage: Eukaryota; Viridiplantae; Streptophyta; Magnoliopsida; Myrtales; Lythraceae
Source: RefSeq, a predicted model, not a curated record
CCAAAACCGGGAAACCGACCCCUGAUCUCUCAGUGUUCAUCUGUUACUCCUCGGUGUGUGCCUUGUCCACGCGCCUCCCGUGGUCCUCCUAAUCUCCGGCGGGUCGGGGGCUGAGGGCUUUUAGCUCUUGAAUGCGCUCUGGAUAUUAUAUUGAUCGGUAGAGAGAAAUGAUGUCGCACAGGCAGGUGGAGGAGGCGAUGGUGUCGAGCUUCGCGGAAGGAGAAGGUGGACAUGGAGAGAAGAAGGAAGGGAACCAGACCGACGAGUCGUCCAAGUUCGGUCUCAAGAACUUUCUCUGGCACGGUGGAUCCGUAUACGAUGCCUGGUUCAGCUGCGCUUCCAAUCAGGUUGCACAGGUGCUGCUGACACUGCCCUACUCAUUCUCCCAGAUGGGGAUGGCCUCAGGGAUAACCCUGCAGAUCUUCUAUGGGCUGAUGGGCAGCUGGACCGCCUACCUUAUCAGCGUCCUCUACGUCGAGUACCGUACCCGACAGGAGAAGCAGAACGUCAGCUUCAAGAACCAUGUCAUUCAGUGGUUCGAGGUGUUGGACGGGUUGCUGGGCCCGACCUGGAAGGCGCUCGGGCUAGCCUUCAACUGUACCUUCCUGCUCUUUGGAUCUGUGAUUCAGCUCAUCGCCUGUGCAAGUAACAUAUACUACAUGGACAGCAAACUGGACAAGAGGACAUGGACGUACAUAUUCGGGGCAUGCUGUGCAACCACCGUGUUCAUCCCCUCGUUCCACAACUACCGUAUCUGGUCCUUUCUCGGACUCGGCAUGACCGCUUACACCGCAUGGUACCUUACGAUCGGUGCCGUCGUACACGGCCAGGUGGAGGGGGUGACGCACUCAGGCCCGACAAAAAUGGUACUGUACUUCACCGGCGCCACCAAUAUCCUCUACACUUUCGGCGGACACGCCGUCACUGUGGAAAUUAUGCACGCGAUGUGGAAGCCUCGGAGAUUCAAGUACAUCUAUCUGCUGGCGACGCUCUUUGUGUUUACCCUGACGAUCCCGUCGUCGACCGCCAUGUACUGGGCCUUUGGCGACCAGCUCCUGACCCAUGCUAAUGCCUUUUCUCUACUCCCUCGCAACAAGUGGCGCGACGCUGCGGUCGUCUUGAUGCUCAUACAUCAGUUCAUAACAUUUGGAUUCGCGUGCACGCCAUUGUACUUCGUGUGGGAGAAGGUGAUAGGGAUGCACGACACCAAGAGCAUAUUCCUCAGGGCGCUCGUCCGGCUGCCCGUGGUGAUCCCGAUAUGGUUCCUGGCCAUAAUAUUCCCAUUCUUCGGGCCUAUCAACUCCGCCGUGGGGGCCCUCCUGGUCACCUUCACCGUCUACAUCAUCCCCUCCUUGGCCCACAUGCUCACUUACAGAUCCGCUUCGGCCCGACAGAAUGCAGCAGAGAAGCCCCCAUUCUUCAUGCCGAGCUGGACAGGAAUGUACGUGGUGAACGCGUUCGUGGUAGGGUGGGUCCUGGUGGUUGGGUUCGGGUUCGGGGGAUGGGCUAGCAUGACCAACUUCAUCAAACAAGUGGACACCUUUGGGCUCUUUGCUAAGUGCUACCAGUGCCCCCCGCCGCGACCUCCUCCAUCAGCAGCAGGAGGCGCCCAUCACUAGGAAAAGGACGAUUAUACUAUAUAUAUACAUAUAUAAAUAUAGCUUGAUCAAAAGUCUCAUUUCCAUCUUUAGGAAAGUUGCUCGAACCAAUGAAGUAUCGGAGGACAAACUUCCAUAUGUUAUCACAUUGGGUCCAUAUUGCAUAUAUAUAUAAAACUUGAUUGUUUUCGGAGUA